AUGGCGGAAUCUGCAGCUCCCAAGGCCACGUACACGGACGAUCCUGCCCUCUACAUCUACACCUCGCUGACCGCGGGCUCCUCGCACAUCGUCACCGCUACCUCGCGAAUGGAGACGAUCCUCAAAGCGAACCGCAUCCCGUUCAAAGCCAUCGAUCUCGCUACAGAUGAGAAGGCACGGAUGCUCUGGGGCCGGAGAGCAGGGAAGGAUGCGUCUGGACGGCAGCGAAAGAUACCAGGGCUGGUGCAGAUGGGACUUGUCAUAGGAGAUCUCGUAGAAGUUGAGGACUGGAACGAAUAUGGGGAGCUGAAGCAACAUAUCAAGAUUGUGAAUGCUCCUGGGUCUAUAGCCCUGAAGCCUGCAUUGAAGCAACCUGUUUCUGUGCCGGCGAAAACAUCUACAACUGCACCAGCAGGGCAGGAGAACAAGAAGCCGGAGCCGUUAGCUGCAGAGAAGACGAAGGAUGUCAAGGAGGCGGAGUUACCUACGAAUGCUGGACCUAGUCCAAUAUCUUUGGCAAUGAGACAAGUAGGCCAGGAAGCUGCUCAGAAGGCAAAGGAUAACAAGAAAAUCACAAAGCUAGUGGAGAAACCCAGUGAGCUUGGACAAGUGGAAGCUCCAAAAGAGGUGGAAGCUCCCACAGAGGCGGAAGCCCCCAAAGAGGCAGAAGCUCCCAAAGAGGCGGAAGCUCCCAAAGAGGCGGAAGCCCCCAAAGAGGUGGAAGCCCCCAAAGAGGCGGAAGCUCCCAACGAGGCGAAAGCUCCAAAAGAAGCAGAGAUCUCGAAAGAAGCAGAGGUCCCAAAAGAAGCAGAGGUCUCGAAAGAAGCCCCUAAAAAGGCUGAAAAAGCCAUACCAGCACCUAUUUCUAUUGCCGACCCCUCCCAACCAGAGAAGCGCUUGAUCGAAAGCAUAGCCUCCCUCCAAUCACCUACAUCAACCAUCUUCAAAGUAGUCGGAGACAAGAAGCAAUCGCCCCGCUACUCGAUCGAGAAGGUAGAUUCGGUCCAGUCCCCGACCUCUGCGGCGUGGCGACCUAUAGACGUCAACCCGUCAAUCCAGAUGCAGAUGGGGUCGCCUCUGUCAGAGGCUUCGCCGCUGGAGUUCAAGAAGAUCGAGGAGUAUGCGGUGAAGGAUACGGGCGGGGUGUCUUCUGAUGGCGAGAAUGGGCAGCCCAAGAAGACAGGUCAUUGCUAA
This is a messenger RNA of Drepanopeziza brunnea f. sp. 'multigermtubi' MB_m1, 1194 nucleotides long. RefSeq lists its product as uncharacterized. The record is from RefSeq and is a predicted model, not a curated record. Gene Ontology annotation, cellular component: cytoplasm. NCBI's taxonomy places the organism in Eukaryota, Fungi, Ascomycota, Leotiomycetes, Helotiales, Drepanopezizaceae.